Messenger RNA from Paraphaeosphaeria sporulosa, 1554 nucleotides. Its product is annotated as general substrate transporter. Gene Ontology annotation, biological process: carbohydrate transport; transmembrane transport. NCBI's taxonomy places the organism in Eukaryota, Fungi, Ascomycota, Dothideomycetes, Pleosporales, Didymosphaeriaceae. The transcript has 3 exons. Gene Ontology annotation, molecular function: carbohydrate:proton symporter activity. Gene Ontology annotation, cellular component: membrane. The record is from RefSeq and is a predicted model, not a curated record. Bases 1 to 1554 code for a protein of 517 amino acids.
AUGUCUUCACCAUCCCGCCUCUCCGGCCAGCGCCUUGCUACGGUACGCAUCUUCGGGAUGGUAGCACCCGCAUUCUGGCUAUACGGCUACAACCAGUCCAACCUCGGGGGCGUCGUCGGCUUCCUCGACUUCACCAACCACUUCCCAGGCCUCGACGCCGCGCACACCGAGGGCACGGUGAAGGCACACCAUGCCACGAUACAAGCCACCGUCGUCGCCAUCUACACCAUCGGCUGCCUCAUCGGCGCCCUCUCCACCAUGUCCACUGCGAACCUCCUUGGUCGCCGCCUCUCCCUUUCCCUCUACGCCGCCAUCGCCUGCAUCGGCCUCCUCCUCCAAGCCUCCACCUUCAGCCUCCCCCAGCUCAUCGUCGGCCGCAUCGUGACCGGCCUCGGCGUUGGCGGUGUCAACGCCAUCGUCCCCGUCUGGCAGUCUGAAACCACAUCCCCCAGGAACCGCGGGAAGAACGUCAUUGUCCUGGGGACUUUCGUCGCGUCGGGCAUCGCGCUCGCCGCGUGGAUCAACUUCGCGCUGAGCUUCCACCAGGGGUCGAGCCUGUGCUGGCGGCUGUCGCUGGGUAUGCCGCUCGUCUUCGGAAUCCCGCUGAUCUUCACGCCGUUCCUCUUCCCCGAGUCGCCGCGCUGGCUGGUCCAGGUCGGCCGCCUGGAUGACGCCGCGCGCGUGUUCGGCGUGAUCAAGGGGCUUGGGACAGACGACGACGAGGUCGUCGCGGCAGUCGAGCAAGCGCGGCUCGCGGUGCGCGACGCGAAGGAGAAGAAAACGCCCUUCUUCAAGCUCCUCGCGCAAAAGCGGCAGCGCAACGGCUACCGUCUGUUCCUCGCCUUCUUCGUCAACUUCGCCGCCCAGAUGACGGGCGCAAACGCAGUCAGCUACUACGGAACCACCAUCUUCCGCGAGUCGUUGGGCUUCGCCGCGCACCAGGCCUCGAUGCUCAACGCGUGCGUUCUCACGUGGAAGAUCUUCGCCGCGGUGCUGGCGUUUGUGACCAUCGACCGCGUGGGGCGGCGCGCGCUGCUGCUCGCGAGCUCCAGCGGGAUGGCGUUCUGCAUGGCGAUGCUGGCGAUAUGCGUGUCGCAGCUCGCGCACUCCAAAGCGGCCGGCGACGUAGCGGUCUUCUUCCUCUUCCUGUUCAUGGCGUUUUUCCCGCUCGGAUUCCUCGCCGCGAAUUUCCUUUACAGCGCGGAGAUCUCCACGCAGGAGCUCCGCGUGCACUCGUCUGCGGUCGGUGUUGCUACGCACUGGCUCUGCAACUUCAUCGUCGCUGAGAUAACGCCCAUCUGCUUCGCUGAGAUUGGAUACAAGACCUACAUCAUCUUCGCGGUUCUCGGUUGCUUCAUCACGCCCGUCAUCUACUUCUUCUUUCCCGAGACAAACGGACGAACUCUCGAUGAGAUCGAUCAGAUGUUCCUGCAGCCGAAGCAUUGGUGGAGCGUUACGAUGUAUAGUAAGCAUUUCAAAGGAAUGGAUGGUGCGCAGGUAGAGUUGUACGAUGGCUUGGAGAAGGAGACAGAGGAGCGGGUGGAGGAAAUUUGA